UCUUCUCUGCAUUUCCACCUCUUCCUCUCUUCUCGCCGACUCAUCCACUAUCGAGCCGGCGCUUCUCUCCCGAUCCCUCUAGCAUCUUCUCCGCACCGCCAAACCCAAGCCAAUCAAAUCCUCAUCGAAAUCCAAAUCCAUGUCUGAUUUUUCAGGGGCCUCCCCAGUCUUAGACUUGUGACUUAUUUGCAGAGAGAGAUGGGCAUUUCUCCGGUGAGGCCACCGCGCAUUAUAAAGUAUCUAAAGCCUUAUGUUCUGAAAAUGCACUUCACAAACAAAUUCGUAACUGCCCAAGUAAUCCACACUCCAACCGCCACAGUAGCCUCUUCUGCAAGCUCCCAGGAAAAGGCCUUGAGAGAAAGCAUGGAGAUACGCCGCGACGUUGCUGCUGCUGCAAAGAUAGGGAAGAUAUUAGGGGAGCGCCUCCUGCUCAAGAACAUCCCUGCUGUAUCCGUCCAGUUGAAGAAAGAGCAGAAAUAUCAUGGUAAGGUUAAAGCUGUCGUCGAUAGUGUGGUGGAAGCCGGUGUAAAACUCCUCUGAUUUCGACUGCGAGUAUUAGUUCAGUUUUAGUUUUUUUAAUUGUGAUCAUGAACACCAUUGGAAAUUCAAAUUCUGAUUGUUGAUGCAAUAGAGACUUCUUUCAGAAA
Prunus mume (Japanese apricot) is the source of this 647-nucleotide messenger RNA. The record is from RefSeq and is a predicted model, not a curated record. NCBI's taxonomy places the organism in Eukaryota, Viridiplantae, Streptophyta, Magnoliopsida, Rosales, Rosaceae.